GCAAAGUUCAACCCUGAAACGUCCCUCCAAUUCUGCUUCUUCUUCCUGCCCCUCCUGCUCCUUCCUUCCGCCCGUCCUAAAAUGCACAACCGCCCGCACGAUGAUUAAAAAUAUCUUCAGUGAGUACCUGAAGUCGCAUGAGGUGCGGCGGACGGACCACGAGGCGCUCAGCAAGGUUGCCAGGGAUUACAAGAACGACUACACCUCCGACUGGCGAUGGUUCAGCAUCAAGUGCGAGCGCAUAAUUGAGAACGAGCUCCAAAAAAAGUCCCUGCGUGAGGAAGACAGGAAGACCUACAGCAGCUGGGUGAAGGAGGCCCAGCACCUCUCGACAUUUAGAUCCUUCUUUCCAAAAAUACUCCUCAAGGUUUACAGCCGAUGUGAUGACCCCAACAAAUUUUUUUCCAAACUCGUUAUCCAGAAGUUCGAUGCCGUCGUGUUCUUCUGCGACGCAAGCGGCUUCUCCAACCUGGCAGAGCAGCUGGACAAGCGAAUCAACGGAACGGAACUCCUGGGGAACUGCCUGAAUAAGUUCUUUAAUAUCCUCAUCAAAAUUAUUGACUGUUGGGGUGGGGAUAUAAUUAAAUUCAGUGGCGACGCUGUGCUGGUCGUUUGGCCGUUGCGGCGGGGGAACGCGCCAGGGAACGCGCCAGGGACGGUGGCAGGAAACGUGGCAGCCCACAUGGAAGAGUCAUCCGGGAGAGCCACCCCCCCCGAGGCAAGCGCACCCUCUGCCACUUCUCCACUUGCGGGGAAAGAGACCCAAGCGCAAAGCAACUCCGACUAUUACCCAUCCGACACGGCGACCCCCAAAGCAGAUGACACAAAAGAAGGGAAAAAGAAGAAAAACCAAAAGGAGAAAAACGUAAAAAAAAUAUGCCUUCUAGCCCUGGGAUGUUGUGUAGACAUACAUAAACUACUGAAUAAAUUUCCAACUCCGAUUGAAAAUAAAUAUCUCAAGGUUCACAUUGCGAUCACCUACGGGAAAGUCAGCUUCCUCCAACUGGGGAACGUACUUAAUAAGAGAGACUACCUCCUGUCUGGUAAACCUUUAGAAGAAAUAGGUAUCGCUGAAUCACUUGCCAGAAAUGGGGAGAGUGUAAUAUCUCACCGGUUUUACGACAAGGUGAAGGAUAAAAUUGUCGUGAAGGAAACGCCGAAGAAGAAGUUCCUCCUUUUUGUGAAAAUGAAAGAGGAGAUAGACAUGCGGGAGUUGAAGAAGGAGUACGAGCAGGAGGACGAGUGGGAAGUCCCAACGGGGGAGCUACCCAGGGGGGGGCAUGGAGAAGGGCAUAGGGAAGGGCAUGGAGAUGUGUCCAGGGAAGCCUCUGGAGGGGCCUCUGGAGAAGCCUCUGGAGAAGCCUCUGGAGGAGCCUCUGGAGAAGCCUCUGGAGGAGCCUCUGGAGGAGCCUCUAGAGGAGCGUCCAUAGAACAGGCGAGCGAAGCGCGCAACGCCUGGGGAACGCGCACAGGAAGCAGAUACGAUGCUAAGGAGACCCCCCUCCCACACGAGCACUUCUGCUUCCUUCUGAAGAGUUUCAUCCCAGAUAUCGUAUAUCGAAAAAUAUCAAUCGGGUGCAACGUCUUUCUGAACGAAAUCAGGAAAGUCACGAUAAUUUUCUUAUCUGUGAAGGACAUAGAUACGUCUACCAUGAUUGGUGUGUAUUCUGCUCAUGGAAUUAUGAAGCUAACACAGAAGGCAGUCUUCACCAUGGAGGGUACUAUUAAUAAAUUCAUUUACGACGAUAAAGGGAUACUUAUUCUGAUCAUGUUUGGUCUCCCUCCCUUGUACCACUGUGAUGACUCCGUGAGGGCUCUACUGACUUGCUUCCGAUUAGUGGAUGCUUUAAAGAGUCUCAAGCUAAAUGGAAGUAUCGGUAUUUCCACAGGGAGAAUAUGGUGUGGGAUUAUUGGGAAUAAAAUCAGGAAGGAAUAUACUGCACUUGGGGACUCUGUCAAUGUUGCUGCUAGACUCUGCUGCAAAGCAGGGAAUAAAGAGAUUUACGUCGAUGAAAACACCUUUAACGGAUGUAAGCAUUUUAUUUCCUUUCAGAAACUCAUCUCUAUUAAGGUCAAGGGGAAGAACAAGUUGAUUAGGAUUUACUCUCCCAUAGGGACCAUCAAUAGGAGAUCUCCUCAGUUCGGCUUGGAACAAGGGGGAGAGCAUGGUUACUUCACUGAUGAGGAAUUGCAGGCGGGAGCGGAGGAUCUCGUUGAAGAGGGGGAGGCGCAAAAAGGAAGCGAUAAAAGAACACACCGGGGGAGCGGAAGUGAUAGGUGUACACAGGGGGGGAGCGGAGGUGAUAAAUGCACACAGGGGGGGAGCGGAGGUGAUAAGUGUUCACGACGGGAAAGCAGCCUGGGUGCGCAGCGUGAAGGAGAGGUAGGCGCCCGUGGCGGGGCCCGGGACGAGCGCGACGCCCACACUGCAAAAGGAGCCGCCGACGUGGCCGAAACCGCCGACGUGAUCGAAACCGCCGACGUGAUCGAAACCGCCGACUUGAUCGAAACCGCCGACUUGAUCGAAACCGCCGACUUGAUCGAAACCGCCGACUUGAUCGAAACCGCCGACGUGGCCGAAACCGCCGACUUGAUCGAAACCGCCGACGUGGCCGAAACCGCCGACGUGGCCGAAGACACGGAGGUCAACGAAGUCACCGACUUCUCCUUCCUGAACAGGAACUAUCUCCUUCGCUACUACGAGCGCACGUUCCGCCGCAGGAUCAAGCACCUGCUGGGGAAGAAGGACUGCCUCUACUACUUGAGGCAGUGCGAGGGGGGGGGCGGCGCCACGUGCAAGGGCACGUGGAAAUAUACGCGGAAAGACACGCGGCAGGCCGAUAACGAAGCCGCCAACCAAGCCGCUAACCAAACCGCCAACCAACCCGCCAACCAACCCGCGCACCGGGGCGACCCGUACGGCCAACUCAAGAGCGCCACCCCCCUGGACUACAGCACACACACAGGCCCGCUCCUCCUGCACGAGUACUACGACCCCCUCUACUGCGACUUCACCCAAAUGUACAACACAGGAGGAGUGCUCUUCCUCCAGGGAAACGAACAUCUCGGCAUAUUCGAAAUUAUCACCCUCAUCUCCAGGAAGCUAAGUAAUUUCAAGGCAUUCAAAAUUAGUAACAUGCCUCACUCUCUCUACAUAAACGUAACGAACCCUUUGCUUCCCUGGAAGAUGCUCUGCAACGACAUGCUCCAUCUAUGGAGUGCUUGCAAAAUGAGGAAGGCAAAUAAUCUAAUUAGAUAUGAAGACAGUUACAAUUUACUUCGAGAAAUCACGCACCCCUCAUACCACUGGUUUUUUAAAUGCAUGUCGAGUGUUGUGGACGACCUAGACAUCCCCUAUUUGAGACACUCAGAUGGGAAGGACAAAAAGGAGAGGAAGACAGGAGUCCGUUCGAAGAAGACAGCAGUCCGUUCGAAGCAGACGGGAGCAGUGCUGCUCUCCACGGACAAAGACACUGAUGUAGGGACGGAUGAUCCUACUGAUGAACUCACCUGUGCGGAUACGCAUGCGCGACAACAGGGGGGUGGCAGAUCUAAAAAGAAAAGAAAAAAAAAAAAACAACAAUGGCUGCUCCACCAACAGUUGCCCCAGCAGUUGUGGCAGUGAAUGUUCAGGGAGGAGAGAGCCAAAAAAACACAAGCAAUCAACAGGAGGUUCUACAAAACGUUGUGUCCAAACAUAAACGACAAUAUACUCCUGUACGUAGCUGAGCAGAAGAUGAGGGAGCAACCGGAGGGGAGAGGUCACAUCCGGGGGGAUGCAGGUGUCAGUCCAAUGGAUGCACUCACUCGAGGAGUUGCACAUAACACAAAUGACACCCCACCUGUAGAAAAUCAACUCACUAGCAGGAUGCUCUACUCCAUGCAGGAGAAGAAGUCCCCUCUGUGUGAUCCCAUCUUUAAAGGAAAACACAAACCUUUAAUUUUCAUGUUCGUAAAUGGCAUGAAGAACGAUGACAUAAAAAUCAGAGCCAUACAGAAAAUAAAAAAAUGUGCAGAGCAGUGUAAUGGAUACUUAAAGCUGGAGGACCUGAGUAGGGAAAGACUAUGUGACUUUGUUAGUCUAUGUUUACGUGUGAAGAAGGACGAGUUAAACAAGGAGCUAAUCGAUUACCUCCACAAGACAUGCUUCGGGAUUCCGAAGUUUGUCCAAUACACUCUCUUCUAUCUCUUAACAAAGAAGUACAUCAAGCUAUACAGAUAUGCAUGCCGGGUUAAAGCGAGUGAGCCUGUUGGGAAAGCGGCUAACCAAAGGGACACCUCAAUUGGGGGAAGCGGCACAGAUGAACAUUUACCAAGCAGUGGAUUCGCUUCGAACCAUGGGAAGGGUCCCCUCCGCAAGGGGGAUUUCUCCUCUGUGGGUAGCACCACCAAUGCAGACUCGACCAGCGCACACGACCCCACUUCGUACACAUACAUCAAUGAAGCAACCAAGCAGAUCAUUACGCAGCAGAAUGGGUUCCGAAACUUCCAGUUCUGUGACGAGACGGGCAGUGAUGAUAACGGCAGUGAUGAUAAUGGCGGUUAUCAUAACGGUGGUGGUCAUAACGGUGGUGGUCAUAACGGCGGUUUUCACACCGGUGGUGAUCAUAACGGCGGUAGUGAUCAUGGCAGUCGCGACGAACCCCGCGGCAACGACAGCCAAGACGAACAACUCGGUGUCCAUCGAGACGCCUCGCUCAGGGGCCCACCUUCAAGGGAAAAGGAUAAUCCAACCGGGACUCUCCAGAAGGGGUGCAAGUACAGGAUAAGAGUAGUGCGCGACUUGAACUCGGCUCCCUUGGUUCCGCGCCUGACGGCCCACUGCAUGUCCCUGAUCGAUAGUCUUAACCAGGAGGAGCUACUGCUGGCAAAGCUAUGUUCCUUCUUCAAGCAAAAAUUUAACAUAAAAAAAAUGGAGUGCAUAUUCCCCAGAUAUAUUUCUCGAUCCGAAUUGAAAAGGAUAAUUAAGGAGCUCAUCAAGAAGAGCGUCUUCCAAGUCUGCGAAGAGAACAGAGCGAACCAAGUGCCAACGGACGAUGUGAAUUCCAUACACAACAUCAAUUUUGUUUACAGGGAUAUUUACAACCUUAUAAAUGACGUCACUUCGAGAAGGCACAAACACCAUUCGGUGUUCAGAAGGAACUCCACGAUCCCAGACGAGGCAUUGUUCUUCUGCAUAAUGAAUUUCUCGCUCAAGAAGGUGCUGAACGAUUUGCUCGAGAACGAAGAAAAAAAGUACAUCCAAAAAAUAUACAAAAAGUACUUGGACGAGUAG
Molecule: messenger RNA, 5275 nt
Organism: Plasmodium cynomolgi strain B
Lineage: Eukaryota; Apicomplexa; Aconoidasida; Haemosporida; Plasmodiidae
Product: guanyl cyclase
Exons: 6
Biological process (GO): intracellular signal transduction; cyclic nucleotide biosynthetic process
Source: RefSeq, a predicted model, not a curated record